AUGAACAACAAUCGACCUCACAAACAGUCCAUGUCGGAGCUCAAGCUAAGGAGGUUGGCCGAGCACAAUCAGAGGUUGAGAGAGGAUCUGGACAGACCUCGUGUAAGAGUCAGCGAAGCUAGUGCAAGUCUGAUCCGUUACUGCAAAUCGACUCGCGACUGCCUUGUCCCAUCAGUAUGGGGCACAUUGGACAAGAAGGAGGACCCUUACGCUCCUGGCGGUGGAGGUUGCAACUGCGUCGUGCUCUAA
Molecule: messenger RNA, 249 nt
Organism: Ceraceosorus guamensis
Lineage: Eukaryota; Fungi; Basidiomycota; Exobasidiomycetes; Ceraceosorales; Ceraceosoraceae
Product: putative guanine nucleotide-binding protein gamma subunit
Exons: 2
Coding region: 1-249 (82 amino acids)
Biological process (GO): G protein-coupled receptor signaling pathway
Cellular component (GO): heterotrimeric G-protein complex
Molecular function (GO): G-protein beta-subunit binding
Source: RefSeq, a predicted model, not a curated record